Messenger RNA from Trichogramma pretiosum, 3334 nucleotides. It is a transcript of the gene Cpr, whose product is annotated as NADPH--cytochrome P450 reductase. Gene Ontology annotation, biological process: response to hormone. The transcript has 11 exons. NCBI's taxonomy places the organism in Eukaryota, Metazoa, Arthropoda, Insecta, Hymenoptera, Trichogrammatidae. Gene Ontology annotation, molecular function: FMN binding; NADPH-hemoprotein reductase activity; flavin adenine dinucleotide binding. The record is from RefSeq and is a predicted model, not a curated record. Bases 470 to 2512 code for a protein of 680 amino acids. Gene Ontology annotation, cellular component: cytosol.
AAGCAGAGGCCACAACAGUCAGCAGUCUCAGUUGGCAGACGCGUCCCUUCGCGCUUGCUUCAUUUCUUUUUCUGCGUGUUUAUAUGUGCCAGGCAUCGCUAUCGAACGCUACGCACAGUUAGAUAGUUCGAUAGACGGACUUUCAUUCGUUUACCUGGAACUGGCUCGGGACACAGCAACACUCGGCACAAGUGGCGAACUUGGCGCAUCGCGAGUAUUUGGCUGCUUCGUCGUGCGAGUAAUUUCUCCUCUAUACACGUGGUGAACAACGAGUAAAUAAGCUGCCGCGCUCCCACUGCGAUCCUCUGCCAGUUUCGCCUGCAUAAAUGCAGUGUCCUGUGAGCGGCACGACGUUCGAGCUUCAUUGACAAAAAAGAAAAAGUUUUUCAGAUUUGCAUAAUCCAGGGGUAGACGGCUGCUUCGUUCGAAAGAGACAGCUGAAGCAUCCCAGCCAAAAGCCGUGAAAAUCAUGAGUUCACCUGUACUUCCGAACAUGGACGGAGCCGAAGCCGAAAUGAGCGAGCCUCUCUUCAGCAUCCUCGACCUGUUGCUGCUGGGGUCUCUCUUGUUCGGUGCCCUGUGGUGGCUGCUGAGGAGGAAAAAGGACAGCUCGCCGAGCAAUGCCGCCAAGUCCUACAGCAUUCAGCCCGUCACGACGAGCGCGUCGAUAACGCCGGCGGAAAAUUCCUUCAUCAAAAAGCUCAAGACGUCCGGCAGGAGCCUCGUGGUGUUCUACGGCAGCCAGACCGGCACCGCGGAAGAGUUCGCCGGUCGCCUCGCCAAGGAGGGCAUCCGCUACAAGCUCAAGGGCAUGGUGGCCGACCCCGAGGAGUGCGACAUGGAGGAGCUCAUCAAUCUCAAGGACAUCCCCAAUAGUCUGGCCGUGUUCUGCUUGGCCACCUACGGCGAGGGUGAUCCCACCGACAACGCCAUGGAAUUCGUCGACUGGCUCAAGAACGGCGACGCCGAUCUCAACGGUCUCAAUUACGCCGUGUUUGGAUUGGGUAACAAAACUUAUGAGCACUACAAUGAAAUUGCCCUUUUUGUUGAUCACAAACUUGAGCAGCUUGGUGCUAAUCGUGUCUAUGAAUGUGGUCUUGGAGAUGACGAUGCCAACAUUGAAGAUGAUUUUCUUACUUGGAAAGAAAAGUUCUGGCCUGCAGUCUGUGAAUAUUUUAAUAUUGAACCAGCUGCGGAAGAAUUUAGUGUUCGUCAAUACAAACUUACAGAACAUGUUGAUAUGCCAGCUGAAAAAGUUUUCAGGGGCGAAAUUGCUAGACUCAAUGCUUUUCAAAAUCAAAGACCACCAUUUGAUGCUAAGAACCCUUUCUUGGCACCUGUGUUGGUAAAUCGAGAAUUACAUGGUCCUUCUUCAACUCGAUCUUGUAUGCAUAUUGAAUUUGACAUAAAUGGAUCUAAAAUGAGAUAUGAUGCUGGUGAUCAUUUAGCUGUAUAUCCAACUAAUAAUGCUGAACUUGUUAAUAAAAUUGGUGAAAAAUGUCAGGCUGAUUUGGAUCAAGUUAUAAGUUUGGAUAAUACUGAUGAGGAAAGUACUAAGAAAAAUCCUUUCCCGUGCCCAUGUACCUACAGAACUGCUUUGACUCAUUACUUGGAUAUUACUAACAACCCAAGAACUCAUGUAUUGAAAGAAUUAGCUGAGUACUGUAGUGAUCCAGCUGAUAAAGAAAAACUAUUAAAGAUGUCUUCUACUACUCCUGAGGGUAAAGCUCUGUUUCAGCAAUGGAUCACUCAUGAAAACCGAAAUAUUGUUCAUAUCUUAGAAGAUAUUCCGAGUUGCAAGCCUGCAUUAGAUCAUUUAUGUGAACUGCUGCCUAGAUUGCAGUGUCGUUAUUAUUCGAUUUCUUCAUCUCCAAAGUUACAUCCGACAGCAAUUCAUAUUACUGCUGUUGUUGUGGAAUACAAAACUCCGACCGGCCGAAUUAACCGGGGUGUUACAACUUCAUGGCUGAAAGAAAAGCAUCCAUCUGAUCCACCUGCCUUAGUGCCAAUUUUCGUUCGAAAGUCUCAAUUCCGUUUGCCAUCGCGCACUACCACUCCUGUGAUCAUGGUUGGUCCAGGAACUGGUAUUGCACCAUUUAGGGCGUUCAUUCAAGAGCGAGAUGUAGCAAAAAGAGAGGGUAAACCAGUUGGUGAUACAGUUCUUUACUUUGGUUGCCGAAAACGCGACGAAGAUUAUCUGUACCAAGAGGAGCUGCAGCAAUAUGUCGAUAGUGGAACAUUGAUUUUGCAUACAGCUUUUAGUAGAGAACAAGCAAAUAAAGUUUAUGUUACUCAUUUACUUGAACAAAAUAAAGAUGAGAUAUGGGAUGUGAUUGGUAAGAAGAACGGUCACAUUUAUGUGUGUGGAGAUGCACGUAAUAUGGCUAGAGACGUUCACAAUAUUCUGCUGAAGGUUGUGAUGGAAAAAGGAAACAUGAGUGAGCUUCAAGCAGCUGAUUACAUAAAAAAGAUGGACUCACAAAAGCGUUAUUCUACCGACGUAUGGAGUUGAAUGUAAAUAAAGAAAAGUCUGUAAAUGUUAGAUUUACUAUUGCGUAUGAGUGGUUGGAUCACUGCAAUUAUACAAAGUGCCUGAGAAGAUAUAUGAAAUCUUCAAUUAUUUUUUAUGAUAAGAAUGAAAACUACAACAAGCUAUUGUUAACAUAUACUUAGGUAUAACGUAUUUUUUGUGAUGAAAUUACCACUCCAUCACGCUAUUUAGAGACGUGCAUACGUAUUAUUUGUUGACACAUGUGUACAUAUGGGUGACUAAAAUAUCUUGUUAGCCAAAUCUAUUGUGAUAACGAUAUACAUAUGUUAUUAGAUAAUUUUACAUAGCUAUCUAGAUAGAAAUUUAUUAUGUAAUUGAAUAAAUAUGAAUUUUUUAGCUGUUAUGAUUUUAAUAUUUUUCUAGAAACUGUUAAAAUAUCAAGUUUUUAAACUAUAAAUCGUAUUAACAUUAACCAUCAAAAUGCAAAAAAAAAAAAAAUUGUACGGUAUAAAUAGCAGUCAAAAGCAUUAUGUUUAUACAAAAUGUUGGAUUUUUAUAAACAAGUAGAUAACUGAAUUUUUAGAUUUAUAGUUGCAACAAGUUGGAUUAAUGAAAUAUUAUAUUGAUGUACAAACUUUUUUGCUAAUUUUUAAUAAAUGUAUAUUUUGAAUUUAUACAUAAGAUUAUACAAUAAGUCGACUUUUAUACACUUCUAAUGGGAAGUAUGAUAAAGAUUCAGAAGAUGGCUAGAUGCCGUAGUUCUUAUAACAUACAUGAAUAUACACUGUAAAAAAAAUAAAUGAAAUAUGUUAACAAAUAAAUAAUUUAAUUUAUUAAAAACUA